CAAGGUGGCGCUAAUGCGCCGGGAAGUUGUUGCCAGACUGUAAAGAAAGGGAGGACGAAGAAGUCACAGAACAGUGGGAGCACAUCCAUGUGUCGGUUAAACUUAGUUUGAUAGUUCAGCAGACUGAAGUGCCUCAACACAGAGAUGCCUCCCCACAUGAAUGACGUCAUGCGUCUGUGCUGUGAGAUAUCAGCACACGAUCAGAUCAAGGUCGCGGUGAAAAACUCCACCAAAGGAGCGAUGGUGGCAGGAGGGACUGCCUUUCUAGGUGGGAUGCUCUGUGGACCUCCUGGGAUUGCUGUGGGCGGAGCAGUUGGUGGUCUCUUGGGCAGCUGGCUGACCAGCGGCCAGUUCAGACCUCUACCUGAGAUCCUGAUGGAGCUGCCACAAAACCAGAAACAGAAGCUCUAUACUGACAUUGUGGCCGUACUGGGCAGCCUGGACUGGACAGACGUAGCCCAGCUCCUCGCUCUUGUGAUGGGCAACGCAACUCUCCAGCAGCAGGUCACCGCUGCGCUGCUCAACUAUGUUGCAAAGGAACUCAGAGCAGAUGUGCGUUAUCAGGACUGAGUCAUUCUCAGAAAUGGACUUCCCCAGGUGUCCUAGUUAGACCGGACAAACAGCCAGAACAAUGUAUUCAUAUAUGUAGACGAUGUAUUUUGUUUCUGGCUGUUUUACCUUAAUGAUUGUGUUAAAAUAGGUUGUCAGCCUUCACUAUCCUCAGAGGGCUGACACCAACAACAAAGAAACCCUAACCCUCAUGUGGGAACUGCCUUCGAGAGCUGAUGAUUCAAGUCGACGUGGACAUAAUAAUAGAAACACCUCUACAUACAAUAAGGGAAACAGAGACACCUGAGUAAUGCAACACAACCUUCAUCCUCCAAACUGAUCAUACAGUUGAAUCAACAUGUCUCUAAAACAGUUGGCAUACUGAAGGUCUAUGGCACAGCCUCUUGUGUGGCACUGGUUUAGAUGAAUAAACAAGUUGAAUAAGCUUGUCCAAAAUUCAGUGAAUGUUGACAAUGGUUACAUUUUCAUCUUGACUAUAUGUUUUAAGGUUAAGCUGCCGUUUCACUGUUUUCCAACAUUGAAAUGUCUGCAGGGAGGAUUUCCUGUGGGUCUAUUGAAUUAGUCUGUAUUCGUUUUAGCCAACAAACUUCCUACACAUGGUUUCCCUCUAUUACAAUGUCACUUUGGCAUUUUCCUAGGAGAUUAGACUAUGAUUAAUAUCAUAUGCAGGGCCCUGCUGCUGUUGUGCAUUUUCAUGUAAAUGUGCCUUAACUGACAGUCACCAUUGAAAUUUCACACAACUCUUCAACCUCUUAAAAUAUUGAGCCCAGGUCAUCAUUUAUUCUGGAUUACAAUGUUGUGUUAUAAAUCACACGCUGUGUAUCAGGGUGUGGUUAAUAGUUCUCCAGAUGUUAACAUUUGCAACCAUAAUACAGCUCGAUCAGGCGUCUGAUUGGUCAACAAGCCCUCACAUUCGGCCAUAGGCUUAGAGAACUAAGUGUCCUCAGGAAACGAGGGGUCCUGCACGGAGUCAGUGAGAUCACAUGAAUGGACUCCAGGUUGAUUUGAACAAACUACUUUGUUACGUGUGCAAAAGUCUGACAAAGAAGAACUUCUGUUGUUCUAAAGAGAGAAGGUACAAACACCAAGUUCUGAUGUGAUUUAGUUUUAUAUAUAUAUUUGUAUGAAAUGAUUGAUCAUUAAAAAAAAAUCAUGGCCUUAUAUUUAAAAAACAUUGCUUAUGUUUCAAUAAAAAGAACAUGGGAUUUUA
Messenger RNA from Platichthys flesus (European flounder), 1780 nucleotides. RefSeq names its product protein C19orf12 homolog. The record is from RefSeq and is a predicted model, not a curated record. Lineage: Eukaryota; Metazoa; Chordata; Actinopteri; Pleuronectiformes; Pleuronectidae. The transcript has 3 exons. The coding region runs from base 145 to 570 and encodes 141 amino acids.